Molecule: messenger RNA, 798 nt
Organism: Rosa chinensis
Lineage: Eukaryota; Viridiplantae; Streptophyta; Magnoliopsida; Rosales; Rosaceae
Product: mitochondrial import inner membrane translocase subunit TIM14-1
Exons: 3
Coding region: 143-475 (110 amino acids)
Biological process (GO): protein import into mitochondrial matrix
Cellular component (GO): PAM complex, Tim23 associated import motor
Molecular function (GO): ATPase activator activity
Source: RefSeq, a predicted model, not a curated record
UAGAAAACGAACUAACCUAAACCUUAAAACAUGUUCUGGAGAACACAGACUCUCUUCCCAAACUCUUCCAGCGCCCAAAAGCUUCCAGAGAUCUCUGUAUGAUACCCCGGAUUCUAAGCUCAGACACCAAACAUUGAACAAAAUGGCUACACCAUUUCUUGCUGGUCUUGCAGUAGCAGCCACUGCUCUUGCUGGUAGAUAUGGUAUCCAGGCGUGGCAAGCAUUCAAGGCACGACCACCUAAAAUGCGUAAAUUUUUUGAAGGUGGUUUUCAGCCGACUAUGACUAGAAGGGAAGCAGCUCAGAUUCUUGGUCUCAGGGAGAGUGCGCCCCCAGACAAGGUCAAGGAAGCACAUCGAAGAGUGAUGGUUGCAAAUCAUCCUGAUGCAGGUGGUAGUCAUUACCUUGCUUCUAAAAUCAACGAGGCUAAAGAUGUGAUGCUUAGGAAAACAAAGGGUGGUGGAUCAGCAUUUUGAUCCAUUUUGACAAUCCCUCAGAUAUCGAGUAGGUGUGCUCAACAGUAGAAUAAUACCCCCCUUCAUUAAUGUUCACAUAAAGCAAGCAAUGGUCGCCCAUAAGUUACAGAUUGUUAGAAAUAGUGUUCCACCAGUCAAUGUGCUGUAGGUUCAGAUUUUGUUAAAAACCAGAUAGGGCAUUUUUAUGUUGAAUUGUAGGGCAUUUUUAUGUUGAAUUGUAUAAUAUUGGAAGCCCAAAAGGUUGAAAGAAGGCUGUUUGUGUUAUGACAUUUUUGUACUUACAAUUCCAUUUGAAAAACAUUUUGAUACAUAUCAUCUCCAAA